This is a messenger RNA of Phytophthora infestans T30-4, 354 nucleotides long. RefSeq lists its product as uncharacterized. The transcript is spliced from 2 exons. NCBI's taxonomy places the organism in Eukaryota, Oomycota, Peronosporomycetes, Peronosporales, Peronosporaceae. The record is from RefSeq and is a predicted model, not a curated record. The coding region runs from base 1 to 354 and encodes 117 amino acids.
AUGACAAGCCGCUACAGGCCCAAGCUCGUUAAGUUUAUGUCCUAUAAGGACAAUGUCUCGUAUAGUAAGGACCACACGUUCACGACGGAGGCGCUACUUCGUAUCACACCAGAGGACUUGUGUCGUUGGAUGAACAGGCAGACGUACGGAGAUUCAGAACCAAGUGAUGAAAUAAGGCCAAUACAUCGCCGCUUGACGACUCUUGAGCUCACGAAGAAGGCCAUUUCGUCGUUCAUGCCACGCAUUAAUUCAACAUGGGAUCCAAUAACAGAACGUGGAAACCCUACCCGAUCUGAUACAGUGAAUAAGGUAAUCAAGAGACCCGCCGACCCGUGGAAUUUUACGAAUUCAUGA